This is a messenger RNA of Zea mays, 629 nucleotides long. Its product is annotated as potassium transporter 25-like. Gene Ontology annotation, cellular component: membrane. Gene Ontology annotation, biological process: potassium ion transmembrane transport. The record is from RefSeq and is a predicted model, not a curated record. The transcript is spliced from 3 exons. NCBI's taxonomy places the organism in Eukaryota, Viridiplantae, Streptophyta, Magnoliopsida, Poales, Poaceae. The coding region runs from base 40 to 621 and encodes 193 amino acids. Gene Ontology annotation, molecular function: potassium ion transmembrane transporter activity.
UUCAUAUAUGUGGUUUAUCCUGCACUUGUAUUGGCUUAUAUGGGACAAGCGGCUUUUAUUUCACAACAUCACAACUUCGAGAGCAGUUAUCAUAUUGGAUUUUAUGUGUCAGUACCAGAAACACUCAGAUGGCCUGUUCUGGUGAUUGCUAUACUGGCAGCUGUAGUUGGGAGUCAGGCAAUUAUUACUGGAACCUUUUCAAUCAUCAAGCAGUGCUCUUCAUUAAGUUGUUUCCCUGGAGUGAAGAUUGUGCACACAUCCUCGACAGUGCAUGGUCAAAUAUACAUACCAGAAAUCAAUUGGAUGCUGAUGAUACUCUGCCUGGCUGUUACUAUUGGCUUCAGAGACACAAAGCACUUGGCAAAUGCACAAGGGUUGGCAGUAAUCACUGUCAUGCUUGUUACCACUUGCUUAAUGUCACUCGUUAUUGUGCUUUGCUGGAACAAGAGUAUCUUCCAUGCCCUUGGUUUCCUGCUUUUCUUUGGCGCGAUCGAAGUAAUCUACUUCUCAGCUUCCCUUGUCAAGUUUCAUGAAGGUGCUUGGGUUCCCAUUACUCUCUCCUUCAUAUUUAUGGUGGUCAUGUGUGUCUGGCACUAUGGCACGAUAAAGAAGUACCAUUGAGUUCCUAA